AGGUUAUCAGUUCUUGUCCUCGUCCAAGAACCUAGUAAAAUACUAGAUUCGUUUUAUAUCAAAUCCAAACGCAUGUCGCGCCACGGCUCCAUGCAGCAGGUCUUGGAAGACCUCGUGAAUCAGGUCUCUACCUGCGUUCCGACGGUGAAGAGCAGCGGUUCAACAUCUACUUCCGGUGCAGCGAAGUCCUCCUUUCUGGAACAAGGCGAUUACGUCGGCGUCGGGAAGGGACCGAAGCCGAUGGGGGUGAAGAAUCGGACCGGUUUUGUCACUGCAGGACCCGGACAAGCAACUAUUGUUCCUCUCGUAGAACCAGCUCCUCCUGCUGCCGUGGGUGGAGGUGAUGAAGAACAAGUUCCAGCCGGGGAAGUACCUUUUGUGGGGGAUGGUAAGGGCGCUGACGGCAGCAUAGGAGGCGCACCGAAGGCGGCCCUGCUAUGGGAGGAGCGGGUAAAAUGA
Amoebophrya sp. A120 is the source of this 459-nucleotide messenger RNA. Lineage: Eukaryota; Dinophyceae; Syndiniales; Amoebophryaceae. The record is from the annotation of a GenBank genome assembly.